AAUUUACAAAUUUACCCACAGAAGAUAUAAAACUAUUAAAAAAUAUUCCCAACAUUGGGGUGGGCCCGGUUCUGUAGGGCCUACUUGUUUCUGCCUACUUACUCUAUGAUUACUGUGAUGAUUACCAUGGCAACGUUUGUGUAUAAACAAUGAUGAAUGUCAAUUUCACGAGCCCAAAGUACCUAAAAUAUUGUGUCUUGGGAUAUUAAUUCAAAAAUAUGUGCAAUGGAAAAAGAAUUAGACCCGGUGGUGAUAAAAACUACACAAAGUGCCCUUGGCAAAUAUGUGAAGCGUCCUCCUUUAACGGAAAAACUUUUAAGAAAACCACCGUUUAGAUUUUUGCAUGAUAUUGUAACAUGCGUUUUGAAAACAACAGGAUUCUUUGAAGGUCUAUUCGAUGAAGAGGAGUUGGUAUCCGAAAAUGUAAAAGACAGGGAACAUAAAAUUGUGUUCCUUAACAAAGUAAUUACUGUAGUGAGUUGGACUACAGGAAAACCUCUGUCAGUAAAACCCUCAAAAAUUGUAGCAGGUCAAGAAGCAGAAAAAACGAAUGAAUUGCUGCAAUGCAUAGCACUUGCACUUGAUAAAAAAUUGACGUCUAAUGAAGCAGUAAAAAAGUUUAAAGAAGGCACGAAAACAGCUAAAGCUGACGAGAAGAAAUCGAAAGAUUCUACAAGAUCUGUGAAAAAAUCUACAGAUACUAAUAAAUUGACUUCGAAAAGUAACGAGAAAUUAACGAGCCAAAAAAAGGAGUCAAAUAGUCGAUCUACAACUAAACUUGAAAAUGACAAAACAAGUAAUAAAACAAAAGGAAAAGAAAGGAUUAUACUAAAAAAUGAAUCGCCCCCAAGAAAGACGUCGCAACAAUCAAAACAGAAUUUAUCUAAGAGAGCUUCUUUAGAGAAAAGACAGUCGGAAAAUAAUGAUAUCGAUGUGAAACCAGAACCAACAAAAUUGGUGGUGGUUGCAGACAAUGAAUCUGUAGCUAGAAAUGAAAUACCUCGAAUUUUAAAAGACGGUGAAUUAAGUAAUGAAACACUAUCUAAUACAGAUCAAAACACAACACACAUUGACCUUCUUUCUGAGCGUGAAGAGCCCAACCUUAAUAGCUCAUAUACGAUCGUCGAUAAUGGUUUAAACUCUUCACUGUCUUCUCAAGAUUUAAUGGAUACCGAAAAUAUGAAGUCCCAGAACCAGGAAGAAAAUUUGAAUGGCGAAAAUAUCGUAUCUGUUAAUGAAGAACCACAAAUAAUCAGUGAAGAUACAGCAAUUAAUACCAUAAUAAAACCGAUAAGCUAUGAGGAUGAGAAACAAAACAAAACUGAAAAUUCCGGAAAUGGAAACAAGGCAAAUUUUAUUAAGGAAAAUGAAAGUCAUGAUAAUUAUCCAAUAACUAAGUCUCCUAGUAAAAUUAAAAAUGUUGCUAGGCCAUUAAGUGUCCGGCCAUCGUCUUCAAGGCCUGGCGCCCCUCGGCCAAGAGAUAAACAUGAGAACAUUUUAGUCGAAGCUGAAAAUAUUAUGGUGGGGAAAGUAAACAUAAUAGCAGAAAACGCGCCAAAUGAAGAGGAAGAAGACAACAGUAUCAUUAUUGUGGAACAGGAAAAUCCCUCAGAAAUAGCACAAGAUGAACAGGAACAAAUGCAAUCUUCAUUGAAUGAGCAUGGUCGUCUAGUGCAGCAAAUACUAGAUUCACAAAAAGAAUAUUCGCAAAUGAGUGGGAAAACAGAAAUCGAAUGGCAGUUUGGGGCAAAGAAAGCUAGAGAUGCUUUGAACAAGGAAAUAGAGCAGCUAAGGUUUGAUAUUCAAGCCUUGUCCAGAGUUGCUAACCCGUUAGGUAAACUUUUGGACCACAUACAGGAGGAUGUUGAAGUAAUGCGACAGGAACUGCAUCAGUGGACUAAAACAUACGAAGAAACUUCGAAAGAAUUAUCUGUACAGAAAGCAUUAAAUGAAGAAUCUCUUUUCCCCCUGUAUGCAAAAGUGAAGCAGCUACACGCUGACAUAACAGAAAAACAUGAUAAGAUCAAUGAUUUAAAAAUAAUCAUACAUAAAAAUUCACUAAGAGUAGAAAAACUUUUAGAAAAUGGAAAUGUGCAAUAAUAUCUAGAUCUAGAAUGUAUUUUUUACAAAUUGUGUAAAACCAUUAAAUCUAAUAUUACUUUACCUUA
Molecule: messenger RNA, 2168 nt
Organism: Ostrinia nubilalis (European corn borer)
Lineage: Eukaryota; Metazoa; Arthropoda; Insecta; Lepidoptera; Crambidae
Gene: IFT54
Product: TRAF3-interacting protein 1
Exons: 7
Coding region: 226-2100 (624 amino acids)
Biological process (GO): cilium assembly; regulation of microtubule cytoskeleton organization; intraciliary transport
Cellular component (GO): axoneme; intraciliary transport particle B; centrosome
Molecular function (GO): microtubule binding
Source: RefSeq, a predicted model, not a curated record